Molecule: messenger RNA, 2991 nt
Organism: Peniophora sp. CBMAI 1063
Lineage: Eukaryota; Fungi; Basidiomycota; Agaricomycetes; Russulales; Peniophoraceae
Source: the annotation of a GenBank genome assembly
AUGAGGCCGUUAGAGUCUCCCUAUGUUAUGCCCCUUCGCUCUAUCGAGGAGCUUGAUGCUGUUCCAGGCGUGUUGUCAAGUUUGAACAAGGCUAUAACGCGCCCAAAGGUACUCCCCGCUCGUUUAGAGGCAGACGUCGAUAUAUUAUCAACCUGCCUUCGACUAUCAUGCACGAAUGAGGCGACUCCAAAUUCGAAGACGCAUUUUCUGACGCUCAUGCUCACUGUGGUUAUGCGCGCCCAUGGAGAACGCAUCAUCACUUGUUGGGAUGCCGAGCUCGCUUUGCCGAGACACCCUCGCGCCCAUCUCGAAACUCUCACCGACUGGCUGCCGAAGACCUGCAGAGCGACCGCAGUCUCGAUGAUUGUGUUGGAUUACGAAGAGGAGCACUCGAAUCGUGCUGCGGCUACCACGUCGACCUCUCUGACGACGGAACGUCCGCCGUGCACCGAAAGCGAACAUAGCAAUACUACCAAAGGGACAUGCGCAGACGACGUAGAUGUUGAGGAAGACUUCGAAGCAGAGUCUGAAACGUGCCCGGAGGGCGGCAAACACUCCGCCUUGGAUACUCGGCCUCUGCAGCUUCAUCUGUUCGCACACGCCAGCGUCUCCACCCCCUUCUGCAUCCCAAUGGCAUGCUUGGCCCCCUACGAAACUGUACUGGACGUGAUGGCUAGUGCUUUGCAACAACGCCGUGCAUGGGGGCUCGCAAAUACGCCACUUUUGGGUCUGGCCUUUGAUCCACGUUGUACCCGCGUGCAAACGCUCUGGGGCUGGUUUGAAGAUGAUGCCAGUGAGGAAUGCUGUUUGCCUUUACCCCGGGUGACAUUCAGUACCACGCCUCCCGCUAUGAGUACACAAACUCCAUCUUUAUUCGGCACAUAUGAUCUGGCCGAUCGCACCUCAGCGCUUGCGUUUACCCACCUUCUACACUCAGUGGUACUUGACUCUAUGAACCUACCAUCUGCGAGCAAGACUGCGUUCCGUGCCGGGACGGGCUACGAAGAGGUCCCUAUCUGGCGUUCCGAUACACCGAUGACGCGAAUGGACGAGCCUUCCGUCAAUGACCGUGUGAACUCCUGGUUGGAGAAGCUCCCACCCCCGGACAUGGACACGGGUAGUGUUUUAUCUGGUCUUCCAUCGGCCCCGCCCUCCUCGGCCCCUCCGUUGGUCGGUAAAGAUGAAAGGAAAGCUGCAUCCAAUGAGAAAGGAUAUAUCGCAAGACCCAGUGCUCAAAGCAGUAGCAGCAUGAUUUCCCCCUCCGCCAGGCAUCCUGACGUACCAUGCGACAACGUAUACUUCUGGGGCUUGUCGCGCACAGUCUUGGUUCGCUCUUUCAAUGGUGCUCUAUACAACACCGAAGUGGCGACGGAGACCGUGACGCCGCCGUGGCAUGACGCUCUGGUGGAGUAUCAGGAUAUGGUGCAACCGCAGUACAAUCUGUCUGAAAGUAUAAAGCGGUACAGAAGGAUCUGGGGUCAGGGCGACGAAGGUUACGUGGGAGGCUUUCUACAGAACGAGCAUGCCCAAGACAAGGCAGCCGAUGAGCGCAGCGAUGAAUUAGAGGAGUGCUUGCUUGCUUUGAUUCCGGCCAUCUUCCUCGUAGUCGAGCUCGCCCAGGAGUACCAUGCAACGACUCUUGUGCUCGGACACUCCAUCGUGCCGGAAGCUAGCUGGCGGAUCCUGUGGGAUUUCUUGUCAGCGGCUGUUCUUGUUCAGCUGCAGCUUCUGCGUGCCGCUGACGAUCCGGUCGUGGAUGUACUGGACAUACUCGAGGAAACGAUGAGGCUCCCUCACGCGGACGGUUAUAUCGAGAAGCGAGCCAAGACGCUGAGGUACAUUAACAACAUCUCUAACAUGCUCGCCCGCGAAAGCGAGGUCAUCGACGAUGCGAACGCUGCGUCCGCCGCUCAGGACUUUUGCGACGACAUCGCUGCCCAGAGGCUCGCGACGCUGCAGAAGCAGGCUGAGUAUGCGGCGUUCUAUCAUUUGCAGGCCGCUGGCCGCUGGGUCACGGAGUGGCACAGGCCAAAACUGGACCACAGGAAAGCUCCGUUGCGCACAAAGGCGGACGGGCCUCUGGCUCUCGCUCUGAACGACUUCUUUGACGACGCUGAUCUCCGCUCGUACCGUGCCAGACCUGAGAGUGAAUUGUUCUUGCCUCUGGAGAUCUCCCACCAGUCCUUCAAACCUCUAUCGCACGCCGCGCAACCCGCCACCGGGUCCGACAUAUACCGUCCUGAAGGACAGAUGGAUGCGAAGACCCUCGCAGAUCUUGAUAAGCCUCACUCUCUUGACGAUACACUGGCCGCUGGUAUCGUGAACGAAGGGUCAUCAGUAGCCGCUGGGUCGUCGGGCCGGCAAAGCAGGUGUGAGGCACGCCUCGAUACUUUACGCGCACGCACCGACCAGGCGACAUCGGCUGCAGACCUUCCCAACGCUCCUCAGUCAUCGAACUUACUGGUGCCAUUCUGUGUACGCGAAUCCAAGAGACCACUCUGUCAUCCCGAGGACUCUGGCGUUCAUCAAUCCCGCAUGGGCCUCACCGCCUGCACGAAGUUUCUCGGCGUUCUGGGGGUCUCGCAGGGGCCGACCUACGGGAUAAUCACGGAGGGUCCGCUCGGCAGCGUUCACAUGUCGGUUGGCGUGCCACAGACCGGGAACGAGACUUUCAGUCUGACGAAAGAGCCCGAUGAAUUGGCCGUGCAUGUAUUCGAACGCGGUGCCACCGUCUUUGAUCUUCAACAGGAAGAAAGCGCCUUCGCGUACGUGGCCUUCCUUGUGCGUUUGCACACGGAGGUGGCGCGCGCUCUCGCUGAGAAGCUGAAGAACGCCCGGGAGCAUGUGCGGGCGUUGUAUCUGAAAGAAGACGAUCGGCUGUCUUGGAGCAUGUUGCAGCACCCUGCUGUGGUAGCCCACGAGAAGGCUAAGGCGGAGAAGAUUGCAAAGGCAGGGGCGAGUAGCCAGGCGCCGGGCGGGAAGGCACCUUGA